Daktulosphaira vitifoliae (grape phylloxera) is the source of this 855-nucleotide messenger RNA. RefSeq lists its product as uncharacterized. The transcript has a single exon. Lineage: Eukaryota; Metazoa; Arthropoda; Insecta; Hemiptera; Phylloxeridae. The coding region runs from base 1 to 855 and encodes 284 amino acids. The record is from RefSeq and is a predicted model, not a curated record.
AUGUGGAACAAAUGGACCGCAUCUAUCUCAGGUUUACCAAGUGUGAAUGUACCCGGUAUAGAUAGCCUUGUUCAGUGCAUUUUAACUCCUCGACAUGCGAGCGAACCAAGAUUACAUCUUAAUGCGUGGAUACUGCCAAAGAUUACUGGUGAUAUGCCUCAUGGACCAUUGAUUCCCGACAUUCAAAAUAAAUAUUCUCAUUUAGCACUUCCAGAUCUUGGGUUUUACCAGCCGGGUCCAGUAGAUGUACUACUCGGAGCAGAUUUAUUUUCUGACGUUAUGGACGGUAAACGUAUAAUGGUUAGCAAAACGUUGCCAAUGGCAUUUGGUUCUGUGUUCGAUUGGGUUUUAAUAGGAGGAGUGAAGAGUACGAGUACAUCCUAUCGCCCGCAUUGUUCAAUGCUCUCUUCAUUACACGUUUCUUUGGAAGAAUUAUUGGAAAAGUUUUGGACUCUAGAAGAACCUACCGCGAGUAAAGUUGAGGACACAGAAGAUGGUAAAUGUGAAGUCGAAUUCAAGAAGAAUUGUACUCACACAGUGUAUGGCAGGUACAAAGUGGCAUUCCGACAAGAAAACAAUGAAGAAGUGUUACAAGGAAGUCGUCAGUUAGCAGUGCGCCGUCUUCAAAAUGUUGAACGAAAAUUGCAAGCUAAUCCACUAUUAUAUGAUACAUAUCGCCAAUUUAUGUUGGAAUAUGAAACCUUAUGGCAUAUGUCAUUAACGGAUAGCCAUGGAUGUUAUGAUAUCCUACAUCACGCGGUCGUCAAGUUCUCAAUGAAGUCUGAUGACAACAUUUCUCUGCGGGUAGUUUUUGACGCAUCAGCAAAAACUCUAUUCUGGACAGUCACUGAAUGA